UGCGUACGGCGGACUGAGUGUGUGGCCGUGCAAAGGAAGGAGCUGCAGGCAGUAGUGUGAUCAUGGUUUUCUCAGUCUCAUACUCAUCCCUGUCUGCCUUCACCGCCGCCCAUGACUCCGGUUUCAACUAGCGAGAGGUAGCAUUUGCAAUUAUGGAGGCUUAAAGAAGGAAGAAUUUAUAGGGGAGCUUCCCUUCCCCUGUGGUGGUUGGCUUCAAAGGAACAAUAUUUAGGAGAGUGCAAUGGAUAUAUUUUGACUGGAAGUUUACAACAAUUUUUAUUUUCCACAGAUUUAACUAAAUUUCUAUUUUUGAUUAUUUAAUUGCAACAGAGAGCCAUAGUAUAUAUAAAGUUUUAUAAUAUAAAAAAGCAGUAUUUUGCUGCUUCCAUGUACUGAGCUAAUGUAACUAAGAGUGCAGAAUUGCUAGAGUGCGGUGUUUUUAAUGACACAAGCACAAAUCUAGUGCUCUGGAGGUUUCUAGGCAUCAAGUUCCAUUAGCCUUAAGAUUUUUUUAAAGACUGGAUUGUGAAGACAGGAUGAAUUCUAUGAUUGCUGACUGCACUCCAAAAUGCCGAUCUUUGCAGCAUGCGCUCGAUGUGACUUCAGUGAUGACGAAGGGAACUGAAGGCCAGAAUAAGGUCUUCCUUUCAUCUUAUUGCUACAAUGCAGCUUCCCUAAAGGAUAGCUUUGGUAGAACUGUUCUACACAUGGCUGCUUCUUGUGGUAAAAGGUCAGUUUUGGGUUGGCUCCUUGAGAGAAAAGGGGCUGAUCCUUCUGCGAAGGAUAAAGAAUCUGGAUGGACAGCUCUGCAUAGAAGUAUCUUCUAUGGGCACAUUGAUUGUGCUAUGUUUCUUCUGAAGCAUGGUGGGAGUAGCCUUUAUCUGCAGGAUAAGGAAGGGUUAUGUACGCUCGACUUGGCCAUGAAAGAUCGACCAUCAUAUGUGAUUUAUAGAAAGACUGAUCCUACUGAAGUCUAUACAUGGGGUAACAACACUAAUUUUACUCUUGGUCAUGGAAACCAACAAAGUAAACAUCACCCUGAGCUUCUAGAUUACUUCUCAAGAUCAGGGACAUAUAUUAAGCAGGUUGUGCUUUGCAAGUUCCAUUCUGUGUUCCUCUCCCAGAAAGGUCAAGUGUAUACUUGCGGUCAUGGUCAGGGAGGGCGCCUUGGGCAUGGAGAUGAACAAACGUACCUUGUUCCCCGAAUGGUGGAAGGAUUAGCAAGCCACCGUUGUUCUUGGGUGGCAGCUGCAAAGGAUCAUACCGUUGUAUUGACAGAAGAUGGAUCUGUAUAUGCUUUUGGACUGAAUACUUAUAAUCAGCUAGGCCUCGUACCUCCCCCUGCCAGCAGUAGCUUACCAAGACAGGUACAACCCAAAAACCUUAAAGGAAGAACUGUGAUCGGCGUUGCUGUGGGGAGGUUUCACACUGUUCUGUGGACAAAGGAUGCUCUGUAUACCAUGGGCCUUAAUGGUGGUCACCUUGGUUACUUAAUGGAUCCUAACGGGGAACGUUGUGUGCUUGUACCUCGUCAAGUAUCUGCUUUGCAUCAUAAGGAUGUAGUGAUCUCUCUAGUAGCAGCAAGUGAUGGGGCCACAGUCUGUGUUACAGAAAGAGGAGAUGUUUACCUGUUAACAGGCUAUCAGUGCAAAAAGAUUGCUUCAAGGCAAUUAAACUUGAAGAAAGUUCUCGUUACUGGUGGAUAUCUGGACCACAAGGUUGAUCCACAGGUACUUCAUGAAGGAGGAGGUGAUAAAGUUUGUAUCCUGGCUCUGGACGAGGCAGGCAGGGUUUUUUGUUGGAGAUCAUCAAACUGCUUAUUUAAACAGUGUCGUUGGGCAUAUGGGCGACAGGUUUUCAUGUCUGACAUUGCUUUGAGCAAGAAUGGGAUGAUUUUUGUUACACAAGAUGGAGACGGGUUUACAGGAAGCUGGGCUGUAUCAAGAAUGAAGAAUUUGGAAAAGAAAGAUGAAUACUCCUGUAUUCUUCAGAAUCCUAUGGAUCAAAUAAGUAACACUGCGGAAUUGGGUAGCAGCUUGUAUGAAAGGAUAAAACUUGAGAAACUUCCAUGUGUUCAUCGUGCUGUUUCUGUUGCCACUGAUUCAAAUGGACGCACCUUUGCUAUUUUACAGUCUGAUCCUAAAACUAGCCUCUAUGAAAUUCCAAAUGCAUCAUCUUCAAGUUUUACUGAAGACUUUGGCAAACUUCUCAGGGAAGCCAGUGAAACUGACAACAUCCAUGACGUCACAUGUCAAGUUGGCAAUCAAAUUUUUCCCAGUCAUAAGUACAUCCUGGCCAUGAGAUGUGACUACUUUCGAAAGCUUUUCUUUCCUGAUGGAGAACUCAUUGGGACGCUUGAUGCCCAUUUACAAGGUGAUGAUGCAGUGGGAUGUGACUUGUACGUUCUGGAUAAGAUUCAGGCCGACUUGUUUGCCUAUAUUUUGCAGUUCAUAUAUACAGACACCUGCGAUUUGCUAACUGAUGGCUACAAACCAAAAAUUCAAUUCAGAGAUAAAAUAGAAACUUAUCAAGAUCCACUGAUAUCCAAAUUGGAGGGCUCUGUACAGAAAUUAAACUUUUGUGAAGAUAUAAAGGGAAAAUCUGCAUCCGAGGUUUAUGAAAACCAGAAGAGUCAGAAAUUAAAGUCGAAAAAUAAAACCAGCAAAAAGAAUAAAGGGCUCAAUGAAGACACGAAUCCAGUUAAGAUGUUGCAGGCUACUGCAAAAAAACUUGGUCUUUCCAGUCUAUCAGCAAGGCUAGAUGGGGUUAAACUGGAAAAUUGGAAGAUAAAAGUUGUGCACAAAAUAAGUGCAAACAAAUUGAAAUUUGUUCAGAAAAAAUGUUCCUAUUUGAGUGAUGUAACUCUGAAGUCAGAAGAUGGAAAGGAGUUUGUCUGCCAUAAAUGUGUGCUGUGUGCCAGACUUGAGUACUUUCACAGUAUGCUGAGUAACGCCUGGAUUGAGGCCUCAACAUGCACAGCAUUGGAGAUGCCCAUCCAUUCUGAUAUUUUGGAAGUUAUUUUGGAUUAUAUUUAUACAGAUGAAGCUCCAACUGUUAAAGAUUCGCAAGAUGUUGAGUUUAUUUGUAACGUGCUUGUGGUGGCCGAUCAAUUUCUUAUCAGACGUCUCAAGGAAAUUUGUGAAGUGGCCAUUACUGAAAAAUUAACUUUGAAAAAUGCUUCCGAACUCUUGGAGUUUGCUGCAAUGUACAACGCUGAACAAUUAAAAGUGUCCAGUCUACAAUUCAUAUGUCUAAAUAUGCCAGCUUUGCUUGAAACAAGAUCUCUAGAUAUUCUCAGUGAUGAAGUGCUGAAGGAACUGUCAAUUGCUUAUCGAAAUAUGAUUCCAGCAAUGCAAAAAAGAAUUAUCACUCCCUAUCCAGAUGGUCCGGAUAUUAGUUUUCUGGGUGAAUGGAUUGAUGACGACUGUGUAACCAGUGAAAAUAAAUUGGACAUCGAUCAGUCUUCCAAAGAAAAGCUUCUCAAAAAGGCAAAAGCAAAGGCAAAGAAGAAACCAAGACGACGAUCUGAUAGUUCGGGAGGAUAUCAUUUAUCUGAUCUCAUUCAGAGCCCAACUUCAGCAGAUUUUAUAAGACCAACUAAAACCAAUUCAGUGGAAUCCCUGCAAGAACUGUUGAUGUCUGAUUCUGAAGGCAGCUAUGCUGGUGGAGUAGCCAGCCCCCGAGAAUUAGCUUCACCUGACUUUGCAGCUGGAUUUUGCCUGGAGAAAUCAGAGGUUGAUGAGGGAAUCAAUAUUUCAGACAGAAAAUAUCCAGCUGAAGAGGCAAAAAUGAGUGACAAAAUAUUGCCUUCUAAGAAGGAGUCAAAUCCAAAAUUCUGUCUUGGAUCUAGCUGUAGUAAUGCUACAGGGUGGACAACUUGUUCUCUGAGUCCUGCAAGACCUCCCACUGUAGGCCUACGAGCAAUAAUGGAAAUGGAGGAAAAUAUGCAAAAAUGUGUCAGUGCGCCAAAGACUAAUGCAGGUGGGAAUAAAUUAUUGUGCCAUGGAGGAAAGCUCUCUCAGAAACAAAGGAAGAUGAUUGCAAUGGCUGCUAAAGAGCCAAGCACAAACAGCAGACUGGACAACCCUCCCUUGAAAUCAAGCCUAACUGCACAAUUAACCCCAUCUAAGAUGGGAAGUGCUUGGGCUACUCCAUUCAUUGGGUUCUCCUCUCCAAAAUCAUUCCGUGACCUAUUGGUAGAAGAGAAGUCAUCAGAAAGACCAGGUGAUUCCCUGCUUUCCAGCUCAUGGGAAUACAGUUCUAAAGAAGAAGAGCACCAUAACAAAUAUGAGCAACCAAUCAGCAGUCCUUGGUUAACGACGGUUACCAAAAGCCAACCAACAAUGACUCCAAUUACUUUUGCGGCUAUUGUGGAAGAGGAACGUCAGCAAGAGGCUGCACUUGUGAAGAGCAGGGAGAAGCCACUGGCGUUGAUUCAGAUUGAGGAAUGUGCUAUCCAGGAAUUAUUAAUCCACUAUCAAGCCUUUGACAACCCUGAAGAAUUCAUUAUAAUUGAUAGAUCACCACAAGGGCCCAUGGCAACCCCAGUAUGGAGUAAACAUUGAUUCUUGCCUCUUUUUGUUUAGAACUAUCAAUAUUAUAUAGUCAUAAAGUUAAAUUGGUCUGUGCUUGAUUUGUGGAAAAAAGCUACAUUUACAAAAGAGUUAAAGUGUGCCUCUUUGUUAAGUACUGCAGGAGAUCAUUUGCUGUGUUUAAUCUUAAUUGCUAUUAUAAUGUUUAUUGUGCUAGAUUAUAUUUUUCAUCUGGAUUAUAAAGGUCUUUACACUAACAUAUAAUGUGAAGCACUGAUCAAAUAUUGAUAGCUCCACUUCCCCAGCACAAAUGUUUUCAUACACACAAUUUAAAGUGUACCUUAUGUUGCCACAUUGCAAAAUCAGUGGCAGAGAAUUCUGAACUGAAUGGUGGGUAAAUUAUUGGGCACAAACUACAGAAUGUUGAGUCAGUGAGAAGGAGGUAGCAGUUAUUUCACAGUGAUAGUAGUAAGGGGAGCUCCUGCCCUAUUAUUUUGGAUUCUUGGCUAGCUGCAGCUCCUGUAUUACAAUUGCAGUUUGCAAUUGCAAUAAAUUUCCUUGGUUGCUGACUCCUGAUUUCACUUAUGCUGUUAAUAGUUUUGCUUGGUUGCUUAUUCAUACUGGUCAAAACGAUAGCCGCGUUCUCAAAACAGUUGAUACCAUCACAAAAUACUCAUUCUCACUGUCAAAACAAUAAAUACGAUGAAUAAUUCAAUUAAAACAGUAGCACGCAUUACACCACUAACACAAAUAAGCAAUCACCAGAACAUCACUGGCAAAACACUGAUCAUCCUUCUCACUGAGUCAUAACAUGAACAGUGUAGUCAGUCGUACAGUGUGAUGUUUGUUACUUUGUAGAAUUCCAGAGGUCAGGACAUUUAGUCCAUUACUGUAAAUAUAACGAUUACAACUCCAAUCACAAAUGAGGACAUUGAAGGACCAACGGAAUGAUUACAGUAUUCACUGUAAUCUCAGCAGUUCACUAUCUGUUAUUACAUGAAAGUUGAAGAUAAAAUUGCUGUCAUCUUUAGGGGGAGAAAACAUAGUGAUGAUGGCAUCCCUCUGUCUCAAAGGACAAUGGACAAGUCUGGGUGGAAGGUAUGUAGAUCUUGAGAUACCUAGUCAUCAAGAUCCCCCUCUCAGCCUCACCGGUGUACUCCAAAGGAAAGCAAAGCAAUUUGCUUGGCACCCGCUUGGCUGCAAGAGCUGCUAGAAGGAUGUUCAGCAAUGUCCAGCCACCUUGGGGACUACACUCUGGAUUUUCUAUCUUGGUUUACUCCUGUAGCCUUUGUCUCUCUUCCGAGGCUGCCCACAAAGCAGUGGGGCUAUUUGACCAUAGCUGGGGAUCUGGUUCAUGAGCACCAGGAUGUGUCUACAUGCCGGUGGGCCUGUGUUCUACGUGUGCAGGGGCCAGACCUCCUCCCUGUCCUCUGUAGUUCAACCUGAGUCUGAAGGGUAUUCAGUUUCCAUGUGUUGCCAGCAAGAUGGCUGUACAUGAGGCUUGCUGUAGGAGAGGCUAUGUUCUGCCAGGGAGAGACUUUCACAUUCAUCUCUCCUUUUUGCAAGACUGCUAGCCAGCGGUGGAAGCUGAAAGCGAGAGCGACAAGCACUACCCACUACACUACCAUACUAGGUGCGUCACACAGCCAUACAUCUCCGAUAACACAUGCAGUGCAAUAAUGUUCACGUCUGAUAUAUUCUGUCCCUAAUGUUAAACCACAUCUUUUCAUCGGCAUCACAGAGAAUAUGCUUCCUCGCGAUGCAGUGGGGGAAAUACCUGCUCCAGCCCUGGUUUUUUGACAUGGUGAUUGUAUGUCAUAGUGCCCAUUAGCAGUAUUUGAUGAUAAGGAUGCUUGUCAUGGACCUUCCAUCUCUGGGGGAGGAAAAAAAAACUCUACAGUAAGUUUGAGAAAUGGGAGUAUGGUGGAAGGAAUUCCACGCUCGUGCGUAGAUGAGCUUGAAACCACUGCAAGUGAGUGGUGGAAAGAUACAUUGUCCCAUAUGAUGACAUUGUGGGCCAUUGAUCUUGACGUCUUGUUCCUCCUCGGACAAUAAGAGUUACCUGUAAAGCACAUGGAAUGUGCUUGGAAAGGAAUCUGAUAUGGUGUGGGAUGUUACAUGGCCUAAUCAUUGGGAGAUAUGCUAGAACAGCAGUGUCUAGUAUGGCUGCACACAUGGUAAUGUUUGAACCUCUGUCAUUUUCCUGGACUGUCGUUCUUUGCCUCGCACCAUUCCUUCCUUGCUGCUUGUCUUGGACGUACAGUAUUGAAGCCAGCUUCAUCAAUGUGGAUGAAUUUGUGUAGCAUCACAUUGGACUCUAGUUCUAUUAUCCUCUGUAAUUGCAACAGAGAAGAUGGAAAGUGAAAGACAUAGAAGAGUGAAAAGGAAUGAAGUACUUUGUAAAGCCCACAUGUACAAUGCUGACAACAUAUCUGUACACACAGUACAGAUACCUCAGUUCCUUAACCCUGUCACUGUUUCUAUCAAAGGGCACUACGUAGGUAUGUUUCAGUUCGAUGUGGUGACAUUCCAACACUAUAAAUUGUCAAUAUACUGACAAUAUUUGAGAAGAUGAUAAAGUCUGCAAUUACAGCUGUCUGUAUUUCAUGCAAGUGUAUGGCAUUGUUCAUUAACACCAUCUGAACAAUUGUUGCUUCUUGUUAAGCUUCGAACACCUUGGCUUGCCCGUCCGCCUGAGGUAGUCUUGCAAUUCUAAGAUAUAUUUCAAAUGAGUGCGUUUACUGUAGCGCAUUAUUUGUGGGGGGAAAAAAUGGGUGUCAAAUGCAUUUGUGUAACAUACAUUUGCGAUGUGAUUUCUUACCAGAUUCUCAUUCCUGAGUGUAGGGAUAAUUGAUACCACACAUGAACAUGACACAUUAGCUGCACUUUUAGACCAGCCUCACUCAUGGACAGGCCAUGAUUUAGGACAUAGUCAACAAUAGCUGCUCAUAUGUCAUUAGAGAUCUCUGUUCUUCCCACCUCUCUCCCAUUGGCUCUUUCACCAUGCAUCUGAACUCAUCCCCAUCCCCAUCAAGCUUGUGGAUAUUCUCUCCUUUUGUUUUACAUGUUCAAAUAAACCUACAGGAACUCCAACCAUGUGCGUCAGUGGGCUGAUUGGUGUAUCAACAGAUUUGCAAUGAUAGCUUAAUUCCUUGCAAAGUGGAACCACUUUGAGUCAACGAUUUGGCAUUGAUUGCUGUCAGCUGGGGGCAUUUGAUUAUGUUUUGCUUGACCUGAUACUUCCAAUUGAUUUUUGUGCCUUCUGAUGUUACUAGUGUUUUGCAAAAGCUUCGUUAGCAAUUGAGAUCUGUGUACAUGCAGUAAGAAAUGGUUGACUGUUGUGCUGAAGUGGUAACUGUUUUGCUCAGAUGGAGUUUAGAAUUGACCACGUGCACUGCAGACUUGAUCAGAAGUGUCUAGGCAACUGAGAAAGCUAUUUGUUAGGAGAUCAGGUGCCUGAUAACAGGGAAAUUUAAAUUUGUGGGAAAAUGAAUUCAUUCACAUUUGAUAAUUAACUACAAACAAUGUUGAAGUUUUACAAGAUGUCACCCAGUCUCUGGAAGCUCUUGGUCACUACUGUUUAUGAUGGUUUUCAACUUGUGCAUAAUUAAUAAAUUGCUAUGAUUAUUUUUAAUAACUUCAAUUUUUGUUAGUUUCACAAAGAAUGCAAUUUAUUAUAAAAAGAAAAGCACAAAAAAACUCAUUUGUGGCACAUUAUUCUUCCUUUCAUAGUUGUUUUAAACCUAAGUAAAUUAAACUCCCGUUCCCUAUUGCUGACACCAAGGUUGCUUUUACCAUUUUAGGCCUGGAUACAGGGAUGUUGGCAGCUUAGCUUGACUGUGUUCAGACUUGAGGUUGCAGCCUUUUUGACAGUAAUGGAUGCUACUUACAUUUGGCAAGCAGAGUGUGUGAGUGCUUAAGAAACUCCUACUUAAGAACAAACCGUGAUGCACAUGGCUUUUAAUUGAACUUAAUAGGAUCUGAUUGCAGUUGUCUAAAUGGAGACAUUACUGUUAGGUGUUGUAUAUUAAAAUGUUACCAGUCCAUUGUAGUUCAACUGUUGUGUUGGUUUUUAGAAGUGCUGAAAUAAACUUCUAAUGGAAAAUAUGUUUAUAUAAAAAUGAUCUGAUGAAGAAUGAUUUUUUUUUCCUGCUGUUGCUAAUUUGUGAACUUUUAAGCUUGCACUGCUUUGAAAGUUAUAAUUUAUAUUUAUGCAUUCAAUGAAAAUGAGAGUGAGUUUCAAAUUGUCCAGUAGGUUUGAACAUUACUGUAAGAUUAUAAGAGGACUUAAAUUGGUAUGCUAUCUAGGACUCCCACAAUAUACAUCAUUUUGAAGCAAUGCAGGUAUUUUGUGGUUUUGUGUUUGACAGAUAUUACCCUAAUUGUGUAGUUACUCAUGCAUGAUUUGUUUGUUAAUUUAUUUGUAUUUGCACAAAUGAGGUUGGAGCUGUUGACUUCCCUGUACUAUUAACAAAAAUAAUGUGAUUUUGGCUCUGCCAAGUAAAAUGUUUGCUCUUCCUAAUUGUCCAUUUGCAGAUUAAGCAUCUCCAAUUAUAAGAAGAAUCAUUGCACAAAAAUGCCUUAAUGGCACUUGGAAAGGGGUAAGGGCAAAUAAAUAUAAUUCUUAAGAUGCAGUGUUCAUGAUCCUUGAGUCUACAUUAAAACAGAAUCUUGUAAAUGGGGUUUAACCAUGAUGGAUGGCAAGCUGAUGCAACAAAAGCAAUAAACAUCCAC
Mobula hypostoma (lesser devil ray) is the source of this 9266-nucleotide messenger RNA. RefSeq names its product inhibitor of Bruton agammaglobulinemia tyrosine kinase (gene ibtk). NCBI's taxonomy places the organism in Eukaryota, Metazoa, Chordata, Chondrichthyes, Myliobatiformes, Myliobatidae. Gene Ontology annotation, molecular function: protein kinase binding; protein tyrosine kinase inhibitor activity. Bases 537 to 4565 code for a protein of 1342 amino acids. The record is from RefSeq and is a predicted model, not a curated record. The transcript is spliced from 28 exons. Gene Ontology annotation, cellular component: nucleoplasm; cytoplasm. Gene Ontology annotation, biological process: negative regulation of protein phosphorylation.